This is a messenger RNA of Ochotona curzoniae (black-lipped pika), 959 nucleotides long. It is a transcript of the gene SYCE1, whose product is annotated as synaptonemal complex central element protein 1. Gene Ontology annotation, cellular component: synaptonemal complex. The transcript has 12 exons. Lineage: Eukaryota; Metazoa; Chordata; Mammalia; Lagomorpha; Ochotonidae. Bases 28 to 903 code for a protein of 291 amino acids. The record is from RefSeq and is a predicted model, not a curated record. Gene Ontology annotation, biological process: synaptonemal complex assembly.
AAAGCAUCCCAGAAGGUCGAAGACUUGAUGGAAAUGGUGAAGAAGCUGCAGAAAGUGGGAAGCCUAGAGCCCAGAGUUGAGAUCCUGAUUAACCGCAUUAAUGAGGUUCAACAAGCAAAAAAGAAAGCCAGUGAGGAGCUGGGAGAGGCCCGAUGUGUCUGGGAGGCCCUGCAAAAGGAACUGGACUCACUGCAUGGAGAGAAAAUACGUGUGAAGGAGAUCUUGAGCAAAAACCAAGAGACCCUAAGAAUCCUCCGGCUGCACUGCAAGGAGAAGGAAAGUGAGGCACAGAGGAAACACACCAUGUUGCAAGAGUACAAGGAGCGGAUAUUUGUCCUGAACUCCCAGAUUGAGGAAGAGAAGAACAAACAGAGGCAGCUGAGGUUGAAUUUUGAGGAACAGUUGGAAGAUCUGAUGGACCAGCACAAGGACCUGUGGGAAUCCCAUAGGCCAGAGCGACUGGCAAGAGAGAUCUGUGCCCUGGACAGCAGCAAGGAGCAGCUUCUCAAGGAAGAGAAGCUGGUGGAGGUGAAGCUACAGGACGUGAAACAUCGGCUGUGCUCGCUGUGUGGUGCUGAGGGACCCUCCACCAUUGCUGAGGGUCUCUUUCUUCGUAGCCAGGAGGCCGUAGCAGCAGUGCAGCUAUUUCAGGAGGAGAACAGGAAGGCUGAGGAGCUGCUGGAGGGCAGUGCCCAGCAUCACCAGCAACUGCAGCAAAAAUGCCAGCAGCUGCAGCAGAGGCGACAGAGACUGAAAGAGGAAUUGGAAAAACAUGGAGUGCAAGUCCCUGCCCAAACCCAGAGCCUGCAAGAACAGGAGGCUGCUCUGGAAGAGGUGGCCAUUCCGAAACCUGUGGAAGCUCAUGAGGAGAAUGGCAUGGAGCAGAGCCUGGGGCCCUUGUAGACCAGAAGGACACACCUCACCUGAACAGCAGGAAAUAAAGGAGAUAGUUUGCUACA